AUGGACUCCGACGACGAGCCGUGGGGAGGGAGCGACUCCGACCCCGUCGCCGUCGGGGACUACUACUACGACUGCAGCGACGGGGGCAGCGGCGGCGCUGGCGGGGGCGGCGAGGAGGAGGAGGGAUCCGACUGCGCCGGCGACGACUACGAGGUCCGCGAGGAGGUCGCCUCGAUGCGCGAGAAGAGAUACAUUGUGUUAUCUGAAAAUGACAUACAUGAGCGGCAAGAGGAAGCCAUAAGACGGGUAUCUUCAAUAUUUUCAAUUCCAAGAGAAUCAGCAUGCAUCCUCCUUCGACAAUACAAAUGGAAUAUUAGCAAGUUGAGUGAUGAGUGGUUCGCAGAUGAAGAACGUGUCCGUCAUUUUGUUGGCUUGCCUACAAAUGGGGCUGUUCUUCCUGACUGCCAGGAGCUAACUUGUGGAAUAUGUUUUGAAGGAUAUUCCACAACUGCACUGAGCUCUGCUGGUUGUGUUCACCUCUACUGCCAUGAAUGUUGGGAAGGGUAUAUUAGUGCUUCAAUAAAUGAUGGUCCAGGAUGUUUGUCACUGCGGUGCCCUGAGCCAUCUUGUACUGCCAUGGUUCUUGAAGAAACCAUUAAUAGAUUGGCUAAAGAUGAGGAGAAAGUGAAGUACAAACAAUUUUUAUCAUGCUCAUACGUUGAAGAUAACAAGAAGAUAAAAUGGUGUCCAGCUCCUGAUUGUACCCGCGCUGUGGAGUUUCUUGGUGAUGAGAACUAUGAUGUCUCAUGCAUGUGCAAAUUCAGCUUCUGCUGGAACUGUACAGAGGAAACUCAUCGACCAGUUAGCUGUGAGACUGUCUCAAAGUGGAUAUUAAAGAACAGUGCAGAAUCUGAGAACGUGAAUUGGAUAAUAGCUAAUUCAAAGCCUUGUCCUAAAUGCAAACGACCAAUAGAGAAGAAUCAUGGUUGCAUGCAUAUGACGUGCCGUCCUCCUUGCAAAUUUCAGUUUUGCUGGUUAUGUCUAGGUGACUGGUCAGAACACGGAAGUAGGACCACUGGUGGCAAUUAUGCCUGCAAUCGCUAUGAAGCAGACAAGAAGAAAGGCAUAUAUGAUGAAGCUGAAGCACAGAGAGAACGGGCUAAAAACUCACUUGUGAGAUACACGCAUUAUUUUGAGCGCUGGGCAUCCAAUCAGAAGUCGAGGCAGAAGGCACAAGGAGAUCUGCAAAAGUUCGAAAGUGAACUUGCGAAGCUCAGUGACAUUCUUGGAAUACCGGAGUCUCAACUAAAGUUCAUACCUGAAGCUUGGUCACAGAUUGUAGAAUGCAGACAAGUGCUGCAGUGGACAUAUGCUUAUGGGUAUUAUCUUGAUGAUAAAGCCAAGAAUGAUUUUUUUGUGUACCUCCAAGGUGAAGCCGAGUCUGGUUUGGAGCGCCUCCAUAAAUGUGCGGAGAAGGACAUACAUGCAAUUUUACCUAAAGCUGGUGAAACUGAACCUCUUCCUUCAUUACAAGACUUCAAUGAGUUUCGUGUGAAACUUGCUGGUCUAACAAGCGUAACCCACAACUACUUUGAGAACCUUGUUCAAGCACUGGAAGCAGGGCUGGAGGAUGUGCGUGUUACGGGCGGCCAGUCGACUUCGAAGAAGAAAGCCCGCACCGCCUCCAAGAGGAAACCAUCCGCCAAAGGCAAGGCGGGCAGGAAUAAGAAGGCGAGAAUAACCUCUUAA
Molecule: messenger RNA, 1689 nt
Organism: Triticum turgidum subsp. durum (durum wheat)
Lineage: Eukaryota; Viridiplantae; Streptophyta; Magnoliopsida; Poales; Poaceae
Source: the annotation of a GenBank genome assembly